AUGACUGCCUUUGUGGAAAAGAAUAUGGAACGAUCUGACAACGAAAAUUUCCAUUUUCUUCAGUUCAGAAAUCAUAGUGCGGAAAAGGAAAGAAAGAAAAGACAGUUAAAUCUUGACUAUCAAAAAUUUAAGGAAGAAGAGGAAGAAAAAUUUCGAAACAGAUUUGCUGAUAAAAAAAGACCAUCUGACUAUACCCAGAUAAAAAUGCAGGCUCGAAUCGGGAACGAAUCGGAUACGGACGUACGAGCAUCAUACACGACACAGCCAGCUGAACACAUCUCCAACCGAGACACUCCGGACCACGUAACUGGAGGUUUGGAAGUCUCUCAACCUGGAGGUAUCGAAAAGCUUAUCUUUGACAAGAUCAAUGGGCUUCAAAAUUCAAUCGAAGAACUUAAAUCGUUUAAGCAAGACAGAGGCCAUUUUCCAGCUAACGCAUACAACAGAUACGAUAUGUUGGACGUUGUACCCGGGCAACAACGUUAUUUGAUGGAAACUUCUGGCCAGAGGCAUCCUCAUUUGACGCAGAUCAGCUACGAUGGUUAUAACGAACGGUUUGCGAUACCGGUUCCCCAAACACAGUCGGUAAAUUCUGUUGGUUUAGUUGACGAAGCGGAAAGGAAAUUGCAAGAGUUGGAGGCAUUGCUUUCUAUGCUGAAAGGAGGCGAACGCUACCCAGGAGCGCCAAAAAUGGCAGUCUAUCCAGACACACGAUCUCCUCAGGAGAGAUCGCCUAUUAAAUUUACUGGAAAAAGCGACAGCGAACUCUUUAGGAAUCCAAUAGUUGGCGAGUCGACUGGAAAUAAUUUUGAAAGAGGAAAGAAACAGAGCAAACAAAACCUAAAUGCAUAUGCUCUCGAACUACAAAAACAAAUAGAAGAUGGCAAGCGAAGAAAGGAAGAGCAACGUCAACUUGAGCUGGAAGCAGACCGCAAAAAGGAGAAGGAAAUGUCAUUAUAUGACCAGUUUGGACACAGGCUCACGAAUCCACCAUCAGAGGCAUUGACAAAGACAGAAGAAUCCAUUCACCAAGAUAGAGUCAAACCCGGGGUUUCUACUAUGCCUGGAAAUACUCCAACCUUUGCUCGUGGCGGUAAUGGGGUCUUUGGCCAACCUCUCACGCAGUCUCAGAAGGAGGAGAAUGACAAAUACAGAAAAGAAUUGGAGGAGCAAAUAGCUGAAAGAAAGAGACGUGAAGAAGAGGAAAAACAGCGAAAAGAGGAAGAAGAAAAGCGAGACCUUGAAAGAAUUGAAGUUGAAAGGAAGAAAAUUGCCGAAGAGCUUGCGGCCGAAAAGCUUAAAAAUAGCCAACAAUGCAGAGUUUUUGAAUCCGAUCCGCAACCUCCUUCUCCCGAACCAGAACAUGCACCAGAGAAGAACACUAAAUGUUCAUUAAAUUUGGAUGAACUGACAUACCGAAACCAUGAAAGACUGAAAAAGCUCGACGCUCUAAACUACAGUUUGGAAGUUAACGGAGAUUCCGAAGAGGUCUUGCGUGAGUUUUUGUCUCAGGAGGAAGCAAGACAGUGUUCCCAGAGGAAUGGGAUAACCAAAGGUGCCGAAUUGUAG
Dibothriocephalus latus is the source of this 1569-nucleotide messenger RNA. NCBI's taxonomy places the organism in Eukaryota, Metazoa, Platyhelminthes, Cestoda, Diphyllobothriidea, Diphyllobothriidae. The record is from the annotation of a GenBank genome assembly.